This is a messenger RNA of Zeugodacus cucurbitae (melon fly), 878 nucleotides long. RefSeq lists its product as uncharacterized. Lineage: Eukaryota; Metazoa; Arthropoda; Insecta; Diptera; Tephritidae. Gene Ontology annotation, molecular function: oxidoreductase activity. The transcript has a single exon. The record is from RefSeq and is a predicted model, not a curated record. Bases 67 to 834 code for a protein of 255 amino acids.
UUUGUGGCUGGUAUUUUCGGUAUCCAAAUUUAGUUUCACUUUCAACGUGCAGAAGAAAAGUUCGUCAUGAGUUUAGUCGGCAAAGUAGUAAUCGUGACUGGAGCAAGUUCAGGCAUUGGAGCCUCAGCAGCUGAAGCCUUUGCCAAACAAGGCUCUAAAGUGGUGCUUGUCGGACGAAAUGUAGAAAAUCUCAAAGCUGCAGAAGCCGCCUGUAGAGCAGCCAACAGUAAAGCCGAACUACUCUCCAUCACUGCUGAUGUCACAGUGGAUGCGGAACGCAUUAUAAGCUCAACAAUUGAAAGAUUCGGACAGCUGGAUGUGCUGGUGAAUAAUGCGGGUAUUUUUGAAGUCGGCAAUAUUUUAGAUAUUGAUGUCGGUCAAUUUGAUCGUAUUAUGAAUACAAAUUUGCGUUCGGUCUUCCUUUUGACGAAAUACGCCGCACCACACUUGAUUAAAACUCAGGGUAAUAUCGUGAAUGUCUCUAGCGUCGCAGGUCUGCGUUCAAUACGCGAUGUUUCCACCUAUUGCGCCUCAAAGGCAGCGCUUGAUCAAUUCACAAGAUGCUUCGCUUUGGACUUGGCGCCGAAAAAAGUGCGUGUAAAUUCUGUUAAUCCUGGUGUUAUAGUGACCGACAUACAUAGACGUCUUGGUUUAUCACCGAAAGAACUCGACGACUUUUUCGAAAGUGCGAAGGAUACGCACCCACUUGGGCGUGUUGGAGAACCGAAAGAAGUGACCGAUGCUAUUAUUUUCUUUGCUAGUGACAGUUCUAGCUUUAUAACGGGAGCAACUCUACCCAUCGAUGGUGGCAAACAUGCAAUGUGUCCUCUUUAACUCAUACAGUUUAUAAAUAAAUAAUAUUAUUAUUGUCAAAAUUA